This is a messenger RNA of Astrephomene gubernaculifera, 2260 nucleotides long. The record is from the annotation of a GenBank genome assembly. Lineage: Eukaryota; Viridiplantae; Chlorophyta; Chlorophyceae; Chlamydomonadales; Astrephomenaceae.
CCACUCGCUCCGUUGAAUUAUGUGUGGGUAUCAUGUGCGCAUUGCCUGUACACCGCGCGCCGAGCGUUAAGUGCCAAAGGACGACUCGCAGCCGAAGCAUCCUUUCUCGAUCCACACUAGCCUCAUGCUAUAAUCCUCAAGAGGCAGUUCAUCAGCGCAAUACAUUGGCAUGCUUACCGCCAGCUGGCAGCUUGCACCGUCAAGAUGCAUCCGUAAUUGCGCGGACUUCGCGAACAACGCGGACAUCCACAUCAGCAACGUCCGACGGCGCUACAGGAAGCAGCGCUGGCGCUAAAGUCGGGGGCGGUGAUGGCCGGGUGGUGCGGGAGGUGUUGGAGAGGCCGCAGAGGACCAAAUUGGACGCUGGGAACGACCGGGCCUUUUACGACGUUCCCCGGUUCGUUAAACAUGUGGAUGAUGACUUCCUUGCACAAGUCACGGAGCUAUACCGGCAACGUAUUCCACCGGGGGGCGCCGUACUGGACCUGUGCAGCAGCUGGGUGUCGCAUCUGCCGCCUGAGGUGUCGUACUGCAAGGUUGUAGGUCACGGUCUGAACGCAGCGGAACUAGCGCGGAAUCCGCGUCUGGACUCCUUCUUUGUUCGCGACCUGAACCGUGACCCGGACGGUUGGGCGGCGGCCGACCAGAGCUUCGACGCGGUGCUGUGCUGCGUGAGUGUGCAGUACCUUCAGCAGCCGGAGCGCGUCUUCUCGGAAGUCUACCGGCUGUUAAAACCCGGCGGCGUAUGCAUCAUCACAUUCUCCAAUCGAAUGUUCUAUUCCAAGGCCAUAGCUGCAUGGAGGGACGCGACCGGCUACGCUCGGUGCCAAUUGGUGCGCCAAUACUUCCAGGCUGUAUCGGGCUUUACUCAGCCCGAGGUGCUGACCGAAGUACGGCAGCAACUGCAACAGCAGGAGAGCGGUACGGCAGGACGUAGCGGUAGUAACACCAGCGCCGGCGGGUUGCUGUCAGGCUUGCUGGCACCCUUGCAGCGGCUGUUUCGGCGAGGAGGCCCGUCGGAUCCAUUCUACGCUGUUGUGUCGUACCGCGAGUUCAAACCGUAGCAUGGGGCAGAUAUACAUCUGUGCCAUCUACAUCCUCAGGGGCCUCAGCUGUUUUCGAUCCCCUCCCGAUUCCGAAGAAAGCUACCUGAACAUGCAAUUAGAAGUCCACUCAAAUGCGGACUUCUCAAUACUUCUAUCGGUACCCCGCCUCACCUGUACUGACCAGAUCUAGCGACUGCAGGAGGUUCUUACUAGCGGUGGAUCGACAGCGCUUCACACGGCCGGCUGUCGCGACUGGAUGGGCUACCAACUGCGGCAAACGCACCUACCCCGCUAACCGCGUUCUGGUUACAGCUAUGUCUCUGCAGGCCCCUCGGCCCUCACUGCGCCCACCCACAUUGGGGGACAGCACGACCCGCAGCAGCAGUAGCAGCAGCUGCUGCUGGGGGGGCAGCAAAGCAGCGCCGGCGCCUGUAGCAGCAGCGCCGGCGCCUCUAGCGGCACCUUUGCCACCACCAUGCGUCAACACCAAGGACAAUUUCAGGAACACCAACAUCAAUAACAGCAGUACGAACGACCCCACUGCCGCUGCCUGUGGCGGGCCUAGCGUGCGUGGUUGCAGUGGGCGGUGUCGUUUGGGCAGCAGCCGUGGGCGGAUGCUGAAUUGAUGUUACUUACCUGGGGUGACCUCGUGCCUACCCGAGCGCGGAGCCCAUGUCGAAGGGGGUAACGAGGUUGGGGUAAACGUGCAUGGGAGCGAGGGUGUUAAGAAAACUGGCCGCGAGUAGGAACGUACUGUGAUUGUCGGAAGAUGAAGUCCUCCGCAGAACCGCGAGGGUGUGCGCUGUCUGCGUGGUGGCUGUUGUAUGAGCUGGAGGAGUGCUUGUACGGAUGCGCCGAUGCGGUUGGGUGCUGGGAUAGAUAGAGUUGGAAGGAGGUCGUGUGGUGAAGGUGACGGUGUAUGGUCAGGGAGGGCGGCACGGGUGGGAGGCGCGGCGCCGCAUGGUCCUGCGUGCUGUGUUUCUCGGUGUUGGUUAUGACCCGUGGUUCAUGGUAGCCAAUUGGCCAUUGGCCAUGGUUGGUCAUGAACCGCUCAGCCGACCAUGAUGCAGCAGAACAGGUGCAGGAAGAGGGCGAAGGCAAGCGGUGCCGCGUCGCGCCUGCUGCGACAAUUUAUGUACGGGACCUUGAGCGUCCAGCCUACAGGCGCGAGGAACCGCCCAUCUUAACUGUUCAUUUUGUAUUAGAAAUCCAGC